CCGUAGAUGACAUUCGGAGAUGCUUGCUUGAUUAGAGCUGGACUUUAAAUCAAAAUUCUUUUAUAAAAUGUGUAACUUAAACAUUGGAGUACUGGAAUGUUAACAGCCAUGUAUCACUGUAAUAUGUUUUGGUUUGGACUGAGUGUUGUGAUGUCCUUUUUUGGAAACUCAUAUGAACAGCAUUCAGAACAUUUAGUUGUGGCUCAUGAUGUAUAUCCUGGAUACAGCAUAAAGAAGUUAAUAAAUAGGGGUCAGUCAUUUAGUCUUAUCAAUAAUGAAUUUUCAAAUUAUUUUACCAUAUUCAGUGAUGGUGUUCUGGUUCCAACAGCUAGUAUAGCUCAUUUUAUAGAUUCCCCAUUUACUUUGAUUGUUAGAGAAGAUUAUCCUAACAGAACUGUAGAAAAAAAUUUAAUCAUUCAUGUAAUGGACAAAGACAAGAUGUUAAAAUUUAUAAAGGAUACAUAUUUAGGAAGUGUAACAGAGAAUGAACCAAAAGGUUCUGAAGUAGAAGGUUUGGAUUUAUUUUUUGCAACAACUGAUCCAAAGGAUCAAGUAAAAUAUCAGUUUAUAGAUGGAAAUGAAGAUAAUUCAUUUUCGAUCAGGCAACAAUCAGCAAAUGAUACAAAUCUCAUUAUAUAUACAAAUAAUUCAUUGGAUCGUGAAACUAGAGAGGAAUACAAUCUGACUUUAGAAGCAUCUAAUAGUAAAGGUGAUAGUGCAAAGACUUUCAUUAGGAUAAAAGUUGAGGAUGUAAAUGAUAAUCCUCCUCAUUUAUUAAAGAAUAGUUAUAAAUUCCAAAUACCAGAUUCUACAGAGCUACACAAAGUUAUUGGAAAGAUAAUUGCAGUGGAUGCUGAUGGUGAUCAACCUGUAUAUCAUUUUUCAAAAAAGCAUUCGGUGUUUACUAUUAUUCCAAAAACAGGACAGAUAUUAUUAUUGGAAAAACCACAGCUGAAAACUUACAAAUUCCUAGUGGAAGCUCACGAUAAUCGUAAACCACGUUUAACAAGUAAUCCUGUUCCAGUUAUAAUUGAAGUAUACAGCCAUAAGAAAGUCAACGAAAAUACAAUAGAAAAUCAAGUUAUAUUAGUGCGUAGUAAAAGAUCGGGUAGACCUACAAAGACUUAUAAAUAUAAAGAAACAGAUGGAAGUAUCAAGGGUAAAAUAAUGUUUCAUCUAGAGAAACGAAAUAACGAAGAAACAUUUAAAUUAGAAGGUAUAAAUCGUUGGAUAGACAUUGAGGAAAAUGGAAGUAUUAAAGUAAAGGAACCUUGGGACUACGAACAGUUAGAAAAAGAAAAAACUAUAGAUUUUUGGGUUUUAAUAGGUAUUCCAGGAUUUCAAGAACAUGAAAAACAGCGUGUUAUUAUUCACGUGAAAGAUGUCAACGAUGAGAGUCCUUAUUUUAUAAAUAGACCUCUACCUAUACAAUUAAAUGCACCUCCAGGUACUCCUGUUUUCAAAUUAGAAGCUAGGGAUCCUGACCAAGAUCAUGAUAUACAUUAUUACUUAGUUAUGGAUCGAACUGGUGGCAGAUUUGAAGUUGACGAAAGAUCUGGAGAGGUACGAACAUUAGGAAGUGAUCCUUUCAUGUUGAAUAAAGAAUAUGUAUUGGAUGUAAAAGCACAAGAUCAAAAUGGACGAAUGGAAAGUGGUAGUGGCACUCUGCAUUAUCAAUCGACUGGAGAGAAAAGGUUAUCUAUAAUGGGAGGGAAAAGACCACCUCAGUUCUAUAUGUCAGAUUAUGAAGUAACCAUUCCUGAAAAUCAAAAGAAAGAUUUUGAUAUUAUUGAAGUGAAAGCAAAAUCAUUUGCAGAUAGAGAGAUUAGAUAUAGAUUAAGAACUCAAGGUAAAGGUGUUGGAACUUUCUAUAUUGAUCCUAUAACAGGAGGAGUAAAAUUAGCAAAAGAUUUGGAUUAUGAGGAUUUACGACAACUAAAGACAUAUUAUCUUAUUGUUACUGCAACUGAAGAUUCUAGCGGAUUUUCCACACAUGUUGAGCUGAUAAUAAAAGUAACUGAUGUAAAUGAUAAUUCACCAAGAUUCGAAUUACCAGAUUAUCAAGCUCAUAAUGUUCCUGAAGAUGUAAAAAUUGGAACUUCAAUUUUACAAGUUUCUGCUGCUGACGUGGAUCAAGGGAAAAAUUCUGAAAUUGAAUAUUCUAUAGAUAAAGAUGAAUUUACAAUUGAUAAUAAAGGCAUUAUUCGUUCCAAUAAGAGAUUUGAUGCAGAUAUUACGAAUGCAUAUGUUUUAACAGUCAGAGCUACAGAUCAAGGAGAUCCUCCUUUAACUGGAACAGCAACAGUACGAGUUUAUAUAGAAAACAAAAAUGAUGAAUCACCAAAAUUUAGCCUAGAUGUAUAUACACCCGACGUAAAUAUUCUGAAACAUUUAAUUAAUUUUAUUUUAUUAUUUUUUUCUCAUGGCUUCAAAAUUUUGAUGAUGAUAUGCAUUCUUAAACAUUGGAGUACUGGAAUGUUAACAGCCAUGUAUCACUGUAAUAUGUUUUGGUUUGGACUGAGUGUUGUGAUGUCCUUUUUUGGAAACUCAUAUGAACAGCAUUCAGAACAUUUAGUUGUGGCUCAUGAUGUAUAUCCUGGAUACAGCAUAAAGAAGUUAAUAAAUAGGGGUCAGUCAUUUAGUCUUAUCAAUAAUGAAUUUUCAAAUUAUUUUACCAUAUUCAGUGAUGGUGUUCUGGUUCCAACAGCUAGUAUAGCUCAUUUUAUAGAUUCCCCAUUUACUUUGAUUGUUAGAGAAGAUUAUCCUAACAGAACUGUAGAAAAAAAUUUAAUCAUUCAUGUAAUGGACAAAGACAAGAUGUUAAAAUUUAUAAAGGAUACAUAUUUAGGAAGUGUAACAGAGAAUGAACCAAAAGGUUCUGAAGUAGAAGGUUUGGAUUUAUUUUUUGCAACAACUGAUCCAAAGGAUCAAGUAAAAUAUCAGUUUAUAGAUGGAAAUGAAGAUAAUUCAUUUUCGAUCAGGCAACAAUCAGCAAAUGAUACAAAUCUCAUUAUAUAUACAAAUAAUUCAUUGGAUCGUGAAACUAGAGAGGAAUACAAUCUGACUUUAGAAGCAUCUAAUAGUAAAGGUGAUAGUGCAAAGACUUUCAUUAGGAUAAAAGUUGAGGAUGUAAAUGAUAAUCCUCCUCAUUUAUUAAAGAAUAGUUAUAAAUUCCAAAUACCAGAUUCUACAGAGCUACACAAAGUUAUUGGAAAGAUAAUUGCAGUGGAUGCUGAUGGUGAUCAACCUGUAUAUCAUUUUUCAAAAAAGCAUUCGGUGUUUACUAUUAUUCCAAAAACAGGACAGAUAUUAUUAUUGGAAAAACCACAGCUGAAAACUUACAAAUUCCUAGUGGAAGCUCACGAUAAUCGUAAACCACGUUUAACAAGUAAUCCUGUUCCAGUUAUAAUUGAAGUAUACAGCCAUAAGAAAGUCAACGAAAAUACAAUAGAAAAUCAAGUUAUAUUAGUGCGUAGUAAAAGAUCGGGUAGACCUACAAAGACUUAUAAAUAUAAAGAAACAGAUGGAAGUAUCAAGGGUAAAAUAAUGUUUCAUCUAGAGAAACGAAAUAACGAAGAAACAUUUAAAUUAGAAGGUAUAAAUCGUUGGAUAGACAUUGAGGAAAAUGGAAGUAUUAAAGUAAAGGAACCUUGGGACUACGAACAGUUAGAAAAAGAAAAAACUAUAGAUUUUUGGGUUUUAAUAGGUAUUCCAGGAUUUCAAGAACAUGAAAAACAGCGUGUUAUUAUUCACGUGAAAGAUGUCAACGAUGAGAGUCCUUAUUUUAUAAAUAGACCUCUACCUAUACAAUUAAAUGCACCUCCAGGUACUCCUGUUUUCAAAUUAGAAGCUAGGGAUCCUGACCAAGAUCAUGAUAUACAUUAUUACUUAGUUAUGGAUCGAACUGGUGGCAGAUUUGAAGUUGACGAAAGAUCUGGAGAGGUACGAACAUUAGGAAGUGAUCCUUUCAUGUUGAAUAAAGAAUAUGUAUUGGAUGUAAAAGCACAAGAUCAAAAUGGACGAAUGGAAAGUGGUAGUGGCACUCUGCAUUAUCAAUCGACUGGAGAGAAAAGGUUAUCUAUAAUGGGAGGGAAAAGACCACCUCAGUUCUAUAUGUCAGAUUAUGAAGUAACCAUUCCUGAAAAUCAAAAGAAAGAUUUUGAUAUUAUUGAAGUGAAAGCAAAAUCAUUUGCAGAUAGAGAGAUUAGAUAUAGAUUAAGAACUCAAGGUAAAGGUGUUGGAACUUUCUAUAUUGAUCCUAUAACAGGAGGAGUAAAAUUAGCAAAAGAUUUGGAUUAUGAGGAUUUACGACAACUAAAGACAUAUUAUCUUAUUGUUACUGCAACUGAAGAUUCUAGCGGAUUUUCCACACAUGUUGAGCUGAUAAUAAAAGUAACUGAUGUAAAUGAUAAUUCACCAAGAUUCGAAUUACCAGAUUAUCAAGCUCAUAAUGUUCCUGAAGAUGUAAAAAUUGGAACUUCAAUUUUACAAGUUUCUGCUGCUGACGUGGAUCAAGGGAAAAAUUCUGAAAUUGAAUAUUCUAUAGAUAAAGAUGAAUUUACAAUUGAUAAUAAAGGCAUUAUUCGUUCCAAUAAGAGAUUUGAUGCAGAUAUUACGAAUGCAUAUGUUUUAACAGUCAGAGCUACAGAUCAAGGAGAUCCUCCUUUAACUGGAACAGCAACAGUACGAGUUUAUAUAGAAAACAAAAAUGAUGAAUCACCAAAAUUUAGCCUAGAUGUAUAUACACCCGACGUAAAUAUUCUGAAACAUUUAAUUAAUUUUAUUUUAUUAUUUUUUUCUCAUGGCUUCAAAAUUUUGAUGAUGAUAUGCAUUCUUAAACAUUGGAGUACUGGAAUGUUAACAGCCAUGUAUCACUGUAAUAUGUUUUGGUUUGGACUGAGUGUUGUGAUGUCCUUUUUUGGAAACUCUUAUGAACAGCAUUCAGAACAUUUAGUUGUGGCUCAUGAUGUAUAUCCUGGAUACAUCAUAAAGAAGUUAAUAAAUAAGGGUCAGUCAUUUAGUCUUAUCAAUAAUAAAUUUUCAAAUUAUUUUACCAUAUUCAGUGAUGGUGUUCUGGUUCCAACAGCUAGUAUAGCUCAUUUUAUAGAUUCCUCAUUUACUUUGAUUGUUAGAGAAGAUUAUCCUAACAGAACUGUAGAAAAAAAUUUAAUCAUUCAUGUUAUGGAAAAAGACAAGAUGUUAAAAUUUAUAAAGGAUACAUAUUUAGGAAGUGUAACAGAGAAUGAACCAAAAGGUUCUGAAGUAGAAGGUUUGGAUUUAUUUUUUGCAACAACUGAUCCAAAGGAUCAAGUAAAAUAUCAGUUUAUAGAUGGAAAUGAAGAUAAUUCGUUUUCGAUCAGGCAACAAUCAGCAAAUGACACAAAUCUCAUUAUAUAUACAAAUAAUUCAUUGGAUCGUGAAACUAGAGAGGAAUACAAUCUGACUUUAGAAGCAUCUAAUAGUAAAGGUGAUAGUGCAAAGACUUUCAUUAGGAUAAAAGUUGAGGAUGUAAAUGAUAAUCCUCCUCAUUUAUUAAAGAAUAGUUAUAAAUUCCAAAUACCAGAUUCUACAGAGCUACACAAAGUUAUUGGAAAGAUAAUUGCAGUGGAUGCUGAUGGUGAUCAACCUGUAUAUCAUUUUUCAAAAAAGCAUUCGGUGUUUACUAUUAUUCCAAAAACAGGACAGAUAUUAUUAUUGGAAAAACCACAGCUGAAAACUUACAAAUUCCUAGUGGAAGCUCACGAUAAUCGUAAACCACGUUUAACAAGUAAUCCUGUUCCAGUUAUAAUUGAAGUAUACAGCCAUAAGAAAGUCAACGAAAAUACAAUAGAAAAUCAAGUUAUAUUAGUGCGUAGUAAAAGAUCGGGUAGACCUACAAAGACUUAUAAAUAUAAAGAAACAGAUGGAAGUAUCAAGGGUAAAAUAAUGUUUCAUCUAGAGAAACGAAAUAACGAAGAAACAUUUAAAUUAGAAGGUAUAAAUCGUUGGAUAGACAUUGAGGAAAAUGGAAGUAUUAAAGUAAAGGAACCUUGGGACUACGAACAGUUAGAAAAAGAAAAAACUAUAGAUUUUUGGGUUUUAAUAGGUAUUCCAGGAUUUCAAGAACAUGAAAAACAGCGUGUUAUUAUUCACGUGAAAGAUGUCAACGAUGAGAGUCCUUAUUUUAUAAAUAGACCUCUACCUAUACAAUUAAAUGCACCUCCAGGUACUCCUGUUUUCAAAUUAGAAGCUAGGGAUCCUGACCAAGAUCAUGAUAUACAUUAUUACUUAGUUAUGGAUCGAACUGGUGGCAGAUUUGAAGUUGACGAAAGAUCUGGAGAGGUACGAACAUUAGGAAGUGAUCCUUUCAUGUUGAAUAAAGAAUAUGUAUUGGAUGUAAAAGCACAAGAUCAAAAUGGACGAAUGGAAAGUGGUAGUGGCACUCUGCAUUAUCAAUCGACUGGAGAGAAAAGGUUAUCUAUAAUGGGAGGGAAAAGACCACCUCAGUUCUAUAUGUCAGAUUAUGAAGUAACCAUUCCUGAAAAUCAAAAGAAAGAUUUUGAUAUUAUUGAAGUGAAAGCAAAAUCAUUUGCAGAUAGAGAGAUUAGAUAUAGAUUAAGAACUCAAGGUAAAGGUGUUGGAACUUUCUAUAUUGAUCCUAUAACAGGAGGAGUAAAAUUAGCAAAAGAUUUGGAUUAUGAGGAUUUACGACAACUAAAGACAUAUUAUCUUAUUGUUACUGCAACUGAAGAUUCUAGCGGAUUUUCCACACAUGUUGAGCUGAUAAUAAAAGUAACUGAUGUAAAUGAUAAUUCACCAAGAUUCGAAUUACCAGAUUAUCAAGCUCAUAAUGUUCCUGAAGAUGUAAAAAUUGGAACUUCAAUUUUACAAGUUUCUGCUGCUGACGUGGAUCAAGGGAAAAAUUCUGAAAUUGAAUAUUCUAUAGAUAAAGAUGAAUUUACAAUUGAUAAUAAAGGCAUUAUUCGUUCCAAUAAGAGAUUUGAUGCAGAUAUUACGAAUGCAUAUGUUUUAACAGUCAGAGCUACAGAUCAAGGAGAUCCUCCUUUAACUGGAACAGCAACAGUACGAGUUUAUAUAGAAAACAAAAAUGAUGAAUCACCAAAAUUUAGCCUAGAUGUAUAUACACCCGACGUAAAUAUUCUGAAACAUUUAAUUAAUUUUAUUUUAUUAUUUUUUUCUCAUGGCUUCAAAAUUUUGAUGAUGAUAUGCAUUCCAAAUGACACAAAUCUCAUUAUAUAUACAAAUAAUUCAUUGGAUCGUGAAACUAGAGAGGAAUACAAUCUGACUUUAGAAGCAUCUAAUAGUAAAGGUGAUAGUGCAAAGACUUUCAUUAGGAUAAAAGUUGAGGAUGUAAAUGAUAAUCCUCCUCAUUUAUUAAAGAAUAGUUAUAAAUUCCAAAUACCAGAUUCUACAGAGCUACAUAAAGUUAUUGGAAAAAUAAUUGCAGUGGAUGCUGAUGGUGAUUAACCUGUAUAUUAUUUUUCAAAAAAGCAUUCAGUGUUUAUUAUUAUUCCAAAAACAGGAGAGAUAUUAUUAUUGGAAAAACCGCAGCUGAAACACAAAUUCCUAGUGGAAGCUCACGAUAAUCGUAAACCACGUUUAACAAGUAAUCCUGUUCCAGUUAUAAUUGAAGUAUACAGCCAUAAGAAAGUCAACGAAAAUACAAUAGAAAAUCAAGUUAUAUUAGUGCGUAGUAAAAGAUCGGGUAGACCUACAAAGACUUAUAAAUAUAAAGAAACAGAUGGAAGUAUCAAGGGUAAAAUAAUGUUUCAUCUAGAGAAACGAAAUAACGAAGAAACAUUUAAAUUAGAAGGUAUAAAUCGUUGGAUAGACAUUGAGGAAAAUGGAAGUAUUAAAGUAAAGGAACCUUGGGACUACGAACAGUUAGAAAAAGAAAAAACUAUAGAUUUUUGGGUUUUAAUAGGUAUUCCAGGAUUUCAAGAACAUGAAAAACAGCGUGUUAUUAUUCACGUGAAAGAUGUCAACGAUGAGAGUCCUUAUUUUAUAAAUAGACCUCUACCUAUACAAUUAAAUGCACCUCCAGGUACUCCUGUUUUCAAAUUAGAAGCUAGGGAUCCUGACCAAGAUCAUGAUAUACAUUAUUACUUAGUUAUGGAUCGAACUGGUGGCAGAUUUGAAGUUGACGAAAGAUCUGGAGAGGUACGAACAUUAGGAAGUGAUCCUUUCAUGUUGAAUAAAGAAUAUGUAUUGGAUGUAAAAGCACAAGAUCAAAAUGGACGAAUGGAAAGUGGUAGUGGCACUCUGCAUUAUCAAUCGACUGGAGAGAAAAGGUUAUCUAUAAUGGGAGGGAAAAGACCACCUCAGUUCUAUAUGUCAGAUUAUGAAGUAACCAUUCCUGAAAAUCAAAAGAAAGAUUUUGAUAUUAUUGAAGUGAAAGCAAAAUCAUUUGCAGAUAGAGAGAUUAGAUAUAGAUUAAGAACUCAAGGUAAAGGUGUUGGAACUUUCUAUAUUGAUCCUAUAACAGGAGGAGUAAAAUUAGCAAAAGAUUUGGAUUAUGAGGAUUUACGACAACUAAAGACAUAUUAUCUUAUUGUUACUGCAACUGAAGAUUCUAGCGGAUUUUCCACACAUGUUGAGCUGAUAAUAAAAGUAACUGAUGUAAAUGAUAAUUCACCAAGAUUUGAAUUACCAGAUUAUCAAGCUCAUAAUGUUCCUGAAGAUGUAAAAAUUGGAACUUCAAUUUUACAAGUUUCUGCUGCUGACGUGGAUCAAGGGAAAAAUUCUGAAAUUGAAUAUUCUAUAGAUAAAGAUGAAUUUACAAUUGAUAAUAAAGGCAUUAUUCGUUCCAAUAAGAGAUUUGAUGCAGAUAUUACGAAUGCAUAUGUUUUAACAGUCAGAGCUACAGAUCAAGGAGAUCCUCCUUUAACUGGAACAGCAACAGUACGAGUUUAUAUAGAAAACAAAAAUGAUGAAUCACCAAAAUUUAGCCUAGAUGUAUAUACACCCGACGUAAAUAUUCUGAAACAUUUAAUUAAUUUUAUUUUAUUAUUUUUUUCUCAUGGCUUCAAAAUUUUGAUGAUGAUAUGCAUUCGUUAAGUUCUCUCAACCGACAGAAAAUUAUGAAAUUUUGACUGAUGAUGGACUAACUAUGCAAUAUUCUUUACUCGUGUCAGAAAAGAUU
This is a messenger RNA of Centruroides sculpturatus (bark scorpion), 9142 nucleotides long. RefSeq names its product neural-cadherin-like. The record is from RefSeq and is a predicted model, not a curated record. Gene Ontology annotation, cellular component: catenin complex; adherens junction; plasma membrane. NCBI's taxonomy places the organism in Eukaryota, Metazoa, Arthropoda, Arachnida, Scorpiones, Buthidae. Gene Ontology annotation, biological process: calcium-dependent cell-cell adhesion; multicellular organism development; homophilic cell-cell adhesion. Gene Ontology annotation, molecular function: calcium ion binding; cadherin binding.